AAAUAUCUGGAAAUAUCGAUACUUGUUACAACAUCAACCCAUCGUAUCCCUUCAUUGAUUUUAUCAUUUGUGUACGGAUUAGAAGCGUGCAAGGCUCAAAAUUCGGAGCUCAAUUGAACUGUCAGUUUAAGGUGAAAACCUGCUGCAAAAGUUAUCAUGAUAUUUGGCCAUCAGUGUAUUUAAACAUUAUAGCCAAACAUGGGAACGAUACCGAAAGGCUAUAAAUACAUCCAGACGGUCCCUUUUUUCUUGAAGAUAGCAGAAUUUGUUGUACUGUUGGUUGCGAUUGGCACGCUGGGAAGAUUUUUGAACGAAAUAGACCCUGAUUCAAAAAGAAGUCGAUUAGAUUUUGGAAUGUUUGCCGUUGUCGUGUCAUGGAUUGUUGUCGUUAUAAUGGCCGUUCUCUUUGUUAGUGGACUACAUGAAAAAAUUAUCAUCGUUAACUUGCCUUUGACGGUAUUUAUCAACUUGGUGAUAUGGGCUCUGAUGCUGUUCAUAGCUGGUUGUUUCAUAGCUGAUACUGUUCGCCAGUAUGAAGAUAAGAAUAUCUGUUAUUGGCUGAAAUUUGCCAAAUAUGACGCAAGAUGCGGGCAUCUCAUUGAUGCUACGGUUUGCUGUUUCAUUGCAAGCAUUCUUUUUGCAGUUGAUGCUUUCUUCAACUUCCGGAUACUUAGAGGUCAAAGUCACAAAUCUUCGGCUAAGGCCUCUACACCUGCAACGACUUCCACAUAGGGUGAUCAAACGGUACUUUUCACCAGCGGUUUACUUGAAUGUUUUAACGGUUCUUUUUGACAGCGGAUUCAACUUUUGCCAUAUUUUCAUGACAAAUAAAGCUUCGUUUAUUAUCAUAGAUACACACUGAUUAUAUAUAAAGUGUCAUUUUCACUUUCAUUUGUUUUACUUUUAUGUAACAGUAGUUUUAGCAUGCUUUUUUUACUCAAAUAAAACGUGAACAAUA
This is a messenger RNA of Xenia sp. Carnegie-2017, 958 nucleotides long. RefSeq lists its product as uncharacterized. The record is from RefSeq and is a predicted model, not a curated record. Bases 199 to 732 code for a protein of 177 amino acids. NCBI's taxonomy places the organism in Eukaryota, Metazoa, Cnidaria, Anthozoa, Malacalcyonacea, Xeniidae. The transcript is spliced from 5 exons. Gene Ontology annotation, cellular component: membrane.